This is a messenger RNA of Syngnathoides biaculeatus (alligator pipefish), 6480 nucleotides long. It is a transcript of the gene rp1, whose product is annotated as oxygen-regulated protein 1. Gene Ontology annotation, biological process: photoreceptor cell development; intracellular signal transduction; axoneme assembly. The transcript has 3 exons. The record is from RefSeq and is a predicted model, not a curated record. Gene Ontology annotation, cellular component: axoneme. The coding region runs from base 1 to 6480 and encodes 2159 amino acids. Lineage: Eukaryota; Metazoa; Chordata; Actinopteri; Syngnathiformes; Syngnathidae.
AUGAGCAACACACCCACCAAGGAGAAGCCUGUCCGGGCAGAAUCCCCAGCCAGCGGGCCUACGCAACCACCCCGAUCGGUACAGCCGGUAUCCGACCCCUCAGUGCCUAAGCGUCUGUGCUUCUACAAAAGUGGCGAUCAUACGUUCGGCGGGCACCGAGUGGUCAUCAACGCCCGCACCUUCAAGACCUUUGACGCCCUCCUGGACGCCCUUUCCAAAAAAGUGCCUCUGCCGUUUGGCGUCCGGACCAUCACCACACCCCAAGGGACCCACUUGGUGAAGGGACUGGAUGAUUUACAGGAUGGGGGGUCCUACCUGUGUUCUGACCAGAGACGGGUCAAGCCGCUCAAUUUGGAUAAGGUACAUCGGCGGCAGGUACCCUGGAACAGGCCCAGAGCCUUCAGCGCGAGCCGGCGGAGACGUCAGGGACUCCAGUUCACCGCAUUCGGAAGGCAAGACCACAACAGCAACAGGCAGGUGAAGGUUCCAGAGCGAGUGGCCAUCAGGACGCCGAGGAGGCUGGUGGUAAUCAAGAACAAGGAUCCUGUCGUGAGACGCACGAUUGUGCUUCAGAAAAGGACAGCGCCCACCUUUGACGCUUUGUUGGACUACCUCUCACAGAUUCUGGAGUUUCCAGUGCUCAAACUCUACUCUAUCGACGGCAGAAGAAUAGGAGGUCUUGCUGCUCUAAUCUUGUGCUCUGGAUUCCUGGUGGCAGCAGGCAAUGAGUCCUUUCGGCUCAUCAAUCACAGUUUCCACAGGACAAGCCAGACAGUCCAGGCAAUGUUGACGGAAACAGGGCAACCAUCCAUGCUGCAGCUUCACGCUAACAACCGGAAAUCAGUCUCGAGUGGAAGAGGCUCCAGGAAUUUUUCUUUGUCAUCUGAGCAGUACAUCAUCAACCAGAUAAACAAGUCUCGAAAGGAGAGUGGGAACAGUCAUGCCAGAGCAACCGAAACCAACUCGAUGUGCUUGGAGCCUGCAACGACGGCUCACCAGCGCAAUGCCUGCAUCUUACCUCACGACGACGACAUUGAGAAAUCCUUGCGGGUGAACCAAGAUGGCAGCAUGACCAUUGAGAUGAAAGUGCGCCUCACCAUUAAAGAGGAGGAGAUACUCCACUGGACCACCACAGUCAGCCGUUCCAGCCUUAGGAGGAAGACAGUCCGUACUUCUGUCGCAGAGUCGGGCAACAUCUCUCCGGAGUCGAACAUCUAUGUUGCCAAAGGCCCCUCAGACAUGCACAAAGAUGAGGCAAAAGAGGGGAACCAGCCUCCCGUAAAUGGAGCUGUGGUCAGGUUUAACAACAUGGGGGAAAGAAAAAAAAGGUUCAGACGUGCCCCUACUCCAGGCCCUUGUCAUGUGAAGAAGGAGCAGUCUUUUGAGAGUGUGAAGAUGCUGACAGAGUCCGAGGUCCAAGAAAGCUCCCUGGAACAUUAUUCAUAUUUAGAGAGGACAACUGAAGGAGACACAAUGGAGGGAUACUGCAGGGUCAGACACAGUAGCAGUAGCCAACCAGCCCCAAAACCUCUGAAAACUGUUACACAAGGUAACAACACCUCCCUUCUUAAGUCAUCGGGAGUAGCCGAGGUUCUCAAGAUUGAAAAUGAUGGGACGGCGGUUCGAGAGACUGUGAUGCGUAUUUACGAAAGUCAGGGCAGCUACGACAAUUACUUCGCAAACGAGGGUGCAGGUGACGCACCAUUGUAUAAUUCCCAUCCAGUGUCACAAAGCCACCAGUCCACAACCUCAGAGCCUUGUUCAUCCAGCAAUGACAUUGAUUUUAGCUGGCCACAGCCUACUGCUGAUUCACUCCAAAGACAGAAAGAGGAAAUUUUGUCAUUGUCAUCAGAGUCUGUGUCCCCAACCCUCCAGGUGGCAAACACCACAUCUUCAGUAUCUAAUAAUGAAGCAAAAACUGAAAAAAACUCCUCACCUCAACUCCAGAAACAGACAGAGGCAAAAAAAAGCUCACAAUCAAGAUCAGUAAAUAAAAAGCAGAAACGAUCGACGAUGGGGAAGCUCAAUAGCAAGGGUUAUGCUGGAAAAAAGAGCCUAAGUUCAACGGAGAGUCCUAAAAGUGAACAAAACCUGAAGCUAGUUGAGAAAAUGCACGCCAAAAUGUCAGGCAGACGUGGAAGGGAAUCAGAAACAUUAGCUAGAACUUCAACCAAGGAAAAAAACAUGAAUAAAGUCGCUUCUAAGUACAAUGUUGACAAUGUAGAUACGCCAUCUGUUAGGCCUUCCAUGAAAAAGAACGUGUCAGAUCUUUUAAAGCUCAAAAAAUCUUCAAGAAAAAAGGCAAGUAUCAAGCCCAUUCCAAUGGCCGCCAACAGGCUGUCAUCCUCAUUGUUGGCUCAAAAAAAUGUUUCAAAGAUUUCUUUCAACCGAUCCCCCUCUGAAAUCCACCAGUAUGUUGAGAGCUGGCUGGAGGAGGUCAUUCCAGACCCAAUGGUCUAUAUGGUAACCGCAGACGGUCCAGAGCCGCCAACAAAGGUUUUAUUUAAAAUCGGUUGUGAUUCAGAAACUGAGGAAAAGAAAGAAACCCACACAGAUCCAGAAGAUUACUGUCAGACUCCCUCUGAUGCUUUGAGGGAAUCAGCUUCUUGUCUCUCAUUGCCCCCCUGGACAAAAGAACAGAAACCAACAGAUAUUUCAGUGCCAAAUCUUCAACCUGCUCAUCAUCAGAACCUUGAAUGGUCAAAGAAUUCUGCUGAGAUCAUCAACGAAUCACCAUCUCAAAUUAAUAUUUUAAGCCCUAAAGAGAAGAUGAAACUGGUCUUACAAGAGCUUUAUUCAUCAAUUCAGUCUAUGCGAAAGACGUCUAACCAAUCAAGCAGUCCUCUUGCUUUCUCAUCUCAGGUGGCUUCGGUGUUUGGCUCCUCGUGCAAAGCCUUCCUGUCGUUCUUGUCGGCGAUGACUCUCAGAGAUGGUCUUACAGGUCAAAGCACGGGUUCGGAAAAUGCCUCAGAGGCCAUGCUUCUUUUGAAGUUCCUGCAGAACAUUUCUGCUAUAGAAGACCAGGAUGAACAACGGUCCGGUCUUACUGUUCUGCACAGUGGAGCUUCUCCCCAGCUUAUGAAGAGCUGGAUGGAUUUCCAAAUUUGGAUGGAAAAGCUGGAGAGCGAAUCACUCAUUCCGAAAUUCCAAGAGGAAGUUUGGGUCCAGGGUUUAAUUGUUGAUGAGCUAAUGAAAGAGAUGAAUAUGCCGUUUGACCUCAGGAUGGAGAUUUCCUCAGCAUUUCAGCAACCUCUAGAAGACGAAUGCAAUGUUAUAGAGCCUGAACAAAACUCCUCAGAAUCAGCACAUGUGGAGCAGGCUGUGCAGGAUUCAGACUUAAAACAAGGAUGUGAUAAUGCAUGCAUUCAUGAAAAUACCAGUGAUAAGGAUGAUGGCUCAUCAUGGGGUAGGGAGGUGGAAGAAAAGCCUGCUAAGGAAAUGGAGUAUAAAAUUAAAGAAUCAGACGUAUUGAUGGUAGACACGCCGGACUUCCAAGUUGAUGAAGGAAACCUAAAGGGUCAAAAUAAUCACAUGGAGGAGUCAGGUGAGGGAAUGGAUAAAGGGAUGAUGAAACAGAAAGGAAAUGAGGACACGUUAGAGGAAGUAGUGAGGAAAGAAGUGCGGCAAGAAGAGGAACACGGUGAGGAAGGGACAGAAAACAAGAAAGGUGAAAAAAACAAUGAGGUCGAAGAGGAAGGGGAUGAAUCUAUUGAUGAACUUGAAGCAAGAGAGGAUGGUGCAGAGACAGAUAUGACUAAAAUUGAUGAGACAAUUGUGGUAGAAGAUGUGGACAACAGGGCAGAGAAAAUCAAUGAUGAGAAGGUUGAGAAUGAAGAUGGCAAGGAAGAAGGUGCAGGGGAGCCUGUUGAGGGAGAAGAAGUAAAUGGAGAAGAAGAGGAGGAGGAAUGUAUACAAGAUGAAAAGAAUGUCAAAGCUCAAAUUGGAGAAGACAUGGAAGAGGAAGGAACAGAGGUCUUAUGUCAUGGCUACAUUGAGGGUAAUAUAAUUCCACCUGAAGCAACUAAAGACAAGGAACAAGAAGGUGUGCUAGAACGGCCAGAGAAGCUGGAAAAGAAUGAGGAGAACACUCAAGAAACAAAUCAAGAUGAGGAAUCUGUAGACCAAGUGGCACUGCCUGGCAGGAGAAAAGACCCUACUAUAAUGGAGGGAAAAGUAGCAAGUGAUCUGGUCAAACAGGCAGAGAAGCCGGAGAAAAAUGGGGAGGACACACAAGAAACAUUCCCAGAGGAAAACUCUGUACACAAAGUGCCUAGUAGGAUAAUGGCUGAAGUGGAAAGUGUAGACAGUUCUGAAUGUUCCCAGGAAUCAAACCCAGAGGUAAAAGGUAUAACAAGUGCCUUCAAUGAGGGGAGUGAAAGCAUGGGAGAGGAAGGAGCAGACGUUUUAAGCAAGGACAACAACAACAAGGACAAUAUUGAUAUAGAUGUACCUGAACCCACUGCAAAUGUGCCAAGUCGGACACUAAGUGAAGCAGAGAGUGAAGUCAACUUGGGAUGUUCCCAAGAAACAAAUCCAGAAGUUGAAGAUACACUAAGUCCCAAGGAUGAGGGAGAUGAAGAUGUGGACAAGAAGAAGAAUAAAACUGUAGAGGAAAAAGACUUUCAAGAUGAAAUUGAUGUAAACAUGCAAGAGGAAGGACCAGAAGUCAACAAUAAGGAAGUUAAUGUAAAUAUACAUAAACCUUCUGCAGACCAAAAACAGGUACCUCAAGUCGAGCAAACAGAGAAGCUGGAGGAGGAUGAGGAGGAUAGUUGUGAAAUGGAAGACUCUGGAGAGGAAAUGGAGAACCCAAGCCAGACACCAACAGAAACAGAGAGUGAAAAUGACUUGGAAUGUUUCCAGGAACCAAAAACAGAGAUUGAACGCAUAGUGAGUGCCCCCAAUGAGGGAAUUGUCAACAAGAUGGAGGGUGAUAUGGAAGAUGAAGUACAUGAAAAUGAUGACAUUGAGGAAAACAUAGAAGAGGAAAAUACGGAGGUGAUCAGUGAGGACAAUGUCGGGAGCUUACAUGAUGAUAUAACUAUAACUGAACUGUCUAUAGAUGAGGGAGAAGAAGAUAUAACAGAACAGACGGAGAAGUUUGAUGAAGUUACCUGUCCUAAGGAAAAAUCUGGAGAGGAGUCGAAGAAGCCAAAUCAGACACCACCUAAAACAGAGAGUGAAAAUCAUGGUAUUGAUGACUUGAUUAAAACAAAUUCCCAAGAAGCAAAUCCAGAGAUGGAAGUACCCACAAAGGUCCCUGAUGAGACAGUUUGUACAAGCCCACAGAAGGAGUCUGGUGAGGAAGAUCUGUCAAACGCAGAACACACCAUUGAAUCCUCGCUUGAGUGUUUGUCCGAAGAGCAGUUUGAGAAGGACACAGUUCAUCACAAGCUAGCCAUGCACCGCCAACAGCAAAGCAGCAACUUCAGCCACCCAGUGGAAAUUUCACAAGAACUCCUAGACUUUGUAAACUCUGCGCUGCAGUCUUCUUCUCUUAUAUUUACAUACGACGAUCAUGGCAAAAUUAGGAUAGAGCCAGAUCAUGCUCAAAUCACAGAAAUGAACCGAACCCUCGACCCAAAAAGCAAAAAUGAUUUCCCGUAUGGUUCGAAAUGCCUCGAGAGUCCGAUAACCUCAGAUUUAUCAGACUACAGACCAGAAAGUUUGGAGACUGGUGGAUGUGAAAGCAAAGAAUCUAUGGACAUUUCAUCAGAGAGCAGCGAAGAGCCUUCAGAGGGACAUCCAAAAGGGUUCACUGAAGGAACUAAUCCUGAGCGGGCCACAUCCAAAAUAUCUACAAGUCAUUCCAAAGGUGGGAGUUUCUCUUCUGAUGACUCCCUGACAAAAGCUUCAAGGGAGAUCCUGUCUUCCUGCAAAAAGGUAGACAAUGACCCAUCCCCCGAGGCAGAGACGUACCCGGAACCCAGUGACGGGGUCUUGAUUGAUCAAGGUCGAUGGUUGCUCAAGGAAAACCAUCUGAUACGAAACUCGCCGCCAGAUGGUAUGUACAGGGAUUUGGACAGCAGCUGUGAUAGCACAGGGAACUCCAGUGAGGAAUGUCACCCAAUAAGCAAUCACACCCCCUUAGCAGUCAUAUCCUCAUCUGAACUGGAAGACAUGGCCAAGCCUCAACCCCCAAGCUGCUUUUACUUCACCAUGCCCCACGGAAGCGACUCCGACCCGUUUUCGGACGACGCUAGUGAUAGAAACCAGAGCAAAGACUCAAAUGGCGCGAAAGGGAGAGGCUUCAGGGUAUCGCCGGCGAUCGACACCUCCAAAACCCGGGACGGCAAAAACGGCAGCCUUUCUUCAUUCGCUUCGGUGGAAUUCAAAAUGGCAGACAGAAAAGUGCACCCUGAAGAAGGAGAGCCUUCGGGUGGGCCGGAAGCAAGAGGGAACUCUCGCGGCAGGCUGGAGUCGCAACACUCCUCAGAUGUUAUGAAUGUGAGGUGCGGACAGUACUGUCAAAUUUUAUGA